This is a messenger RNA of Mollisia scopiformis, 1620 nucleotides long. RefSeq names its product major facilitator superfamily transporter. Gene Ontology annotation, molecular function: transmembrane transporter activity. Gene Ontology annotation, biological process: transmembrane transport. The transcript is spliced from 11 exons. Gene Ontology annotation, cellular component: membrane. The record is from RefSeq and is a predicted model, not a curated record. Bases 1 to 1554 code for a protein of 517 amino acids. Lineage: Eukaryota; Fungi; Ascomycota; Leotiomycetes; Helotiales; Mollisiaceae.
AUGGCAUAUCCCGACGAAAAAGCCGUCAAAAAUGCCUUCAUUACUGAGGGAACCGAGCUACCAGUCGUGUUAAAGUCAGAAUUCUCAGAAAAUAACGCUCCAGUAUACACUCAGUCGAAGAGAACAUGGAGAUCUUAUUUCUGGUCGACGCUCGACGUCCCAAAGGAUGAAGCCCGCUUCCUUACCAAGCUUGACUUGACGCUCAUCUCGGCAUCAGCUCUUGGUGUUAUGUGCCGUUAUCUUGAUCAAGUCAAUAUCACCAAUGCUUUUAACAGUGGGAUGAAAGAAGACCUUUCACUCUACGGGAAAGAACUUAAUUAUGCAAACGCUAUUUGGAGUGCAGCUUAUGUGUUCGGCCAAGUUCCCUCAAAUCUGAUUCUUAUUCGAGUCAAUGUCCCUCUUUACAUUGCCUUCCUGGAGACUGCUUGGACCGUCUUCACGUUUGCGCAUGCCGGCAUUCAUAACACUACCCAGCUUUAUGUCUUCCGGUUCUUUGUUGGAUUAUUCGAAGCUGGUCAUUUCCCUGCAGUCAUGUACAUCGCUUCAAGUUACUACAAGCCCCAUGAGCUCGCUCGACGAAAUACCAUCAUCCAAGUUUUCACCUCAGUUGGACCGCUUUUCUCAGGUUUCCUGAUGGCAGCUGUAUAUGCCGGACUCAACGGAGUCCACGGCCUAGCUGGAUGGCGAUGGAUGUACAUCGUCUGUGGCUGUAUCUCUUUCCCAUGCGCCCUCUGGACGGCACUUGCAAUGCCUCAACUUCCUGCUCGAGCAAAAGCCAAUUGGAUCUUCACUCAGAAGGAAGUCGAGCUGGCUCGUGCUAGGAUAGGCCCCACUGACUCAAGACCUCUUACGGGGUUGUUCAAGUGGAAGGAUAUCAAGCGCUGGCAUACGACGUGGCAUGUAUAUCUAUUCCCGCUGUACUUCACAUUUGCUGCUCAAUUCGGUCAAUCCGGAGGAUCCAUGAUCUUCUGGGUGAAAUCUUACAACAUCAAAGGCAAGACGCCCGUGUUCUCCGUCGCUGAUAUCAACAUCAUUCCUCUUGGAAUUAAUAUCAUAAUCAUAGUCUGCGCCCUAGCCAACUCAUGGAUCUCAGAUAGUUUACCUGGAGCCACGAGGUGGCCUGGAAUGUUAUUUGCCAGCAUUAUGUCUAUUAUUUUCCCCACAGCUCUAGCCGCUACGCCGGUCCAUCCGAAAUGGAAAGCGCAGAGAUGGGUUCUAUAUUAUCUCACCUCCCUCGGUGGAACAGCAGCUGGUAUCACGUGGACAUUCGUCAAUGAAUCAAGUAGACAAGAUCCAGAAAAACGAGCAUAUGUUUCGGCUAUGAUGAACGCGUUCGCAUACAUCUUCACAGCUUGGACCCCAAUCUUCACCUUUCCAGCUAAUCAACAACCUUACAUCGUGAUGGGUAACUACGUCACAGCCGGCUUUGGACUCGGUGCUGUCCUUACCGUCCUGGCGAUUAGAUGGUUCUAUCUCAGGGAUGUGGAACGCCAGCGGAGAUUUGAUGGUGUUGGUGGGGAGAGAAGUCUGGAGGGGAGUGAUUCUGCAUUAUAGAAUAUGAAGAAUCGUAGGAUAUGAGGAUAGAUAUGAGGACAGUGAAGAGUGAGGAGAAGAUGAAGG